AACUUCCGCUCCCUACAUUCAUCGACAGAGUACCAUCUUGCUGUUUAUUUAAUCUUUGCCGUGGACCGGCAUUUUCCCACAACACCCCGCUCCUACUCUCACAGAUGACGAAAAUGGCGGACAACGCAUCAUCGGUCGAGAUUGUUGAGGGCUGUCGCCUUCCCGUUCUUCGUAAAAACCAAGAACACGAAGACGAAUGGCCGUUGGCUGAAAUUUUAAGUGUGAAGGAAGUCUCUUCAAGAAAGCUUUACUAUGUUCACUAUAUCGACUUCAACAAGCGCCUGGAUGAGUGGGUCACAGGGGACAGGCUGGACAUGAAGAAGCUUCAGUUUCCUAAGAAAGAAGCUAAAACGCCAACCAAGAACGGCCUUCCAGGCUCCCGUCCCAGUUCUCCAGAGAGAGAAGUGAGAAAGAGUCUAGAUCUCAACGUACAGUCGGCCACGGCUCCUUCCAGAGGCAAAACCCUCCCCACACCGCUGUCAAGUCACGCUGAACUGCAUGGGAAUCCAGAAAUAAACAACCAUGAAAUUAAAAAGGAAGAUCCUGAGCCGGUCGUGCAGAUCACUUCUGGAAGUGGUUUGACCCACAGUGUGACCAAAUGUUUGUCCGGUGUGUGCACUGGACUUGUCAAGCCACAUUUCAAGUCUUUCAAGAAGAGAAAAGUAGAAGCCGUCCCCAUGGCGACUCAGGUACCACCGGCCCCCCCUGUGCCCUCCCUGCCGAGUUCAACCGAAGCCUCUCAGGCGUCUGUUUUUCCUGCUGUGAGGGAGCCCAGCACUUUCAAGUCCCGCGAAGACCAUGAACCGAUCUCCUUGCUCACAACGAACGGCAAUGCCCGGCGACUCAUUCCCUCGCAGCCUGGUAGGAAGAGAAAAGCCAAUUGUGGGGGAGCUGAUGAGAUGAUAAAGGUUUUGCAGUAUAACAACCCUCAAAGUGCCAGCGUCUUUCUUCCACCACCGGAGGAUUCCCAAGACAGCUCAGACGGCAUCCCGUCAGCACCCCGCAUGACGGGCAGCCUUGUGUCUGACCGCAGCCACGAUGACAUCGUCACCCGGAUGAAGAACAUCGAGUGCAUAGAGUUGGGGCGGCACAGACUGAAGCCCUGGUACUUCUCACCGUACCCACAGGAGCUCACCACUCUGCCCAUCCUCUACCUCUGUGAAUUCUGUCUCAAGUACCUGAAAAGCCUGAAGUGUCUCCAGAGACAUUUGACUAAAUGUAAUCUAAGACAUCCGCCAGGCAACGAGAUCUACCGCAAAGGCACCAUCUCAUUUUUUGAGAUCGACGGCAGGAAAAACAAAACUUACUCCCAGAACCUGUGUUUACUCGCAAAGUGUUUCCUGGACCACAAAACCCUGUAUUACGACACAGACCCUUUCCUCUUCUAUGUAAUGACCGAGUACGACUCCAAAGGCUUCCACAUAGUCGGCUACUUUUCAAAGGAAAAAGAGUCGACUGAAGAUUACAACGUAGCCUGCAUCCUCACCUUGCCUCCCUACCAGCGGAGAGGCUACGGCAAGCUGCUCAUUGAGUUCAGUUACGAGCUGUCAAAGGUGGAAGGGAAGACGGGGACUCCUGAGAAGCCGCUGUCUGACUUGGGUCUUUUGUCGUAUCGCUCCUACUGGUCCCAGACCAUCUUGGAGAUCCUCAUGGAUCUUAAACCCGACAACGGAGAAAGGCCGCAGAUUACAAUCAAUGAGAUCAGUGAGAUCACAAGUGUUAAGAAAGAAGACGUCAUUUCAACGCUACAGUACCUAAACCUCAUCAACUAUUACAAGGGUCAGUACAUCCUGACUCUCUCAGAGGACAUUGUGGACGGUCACGAAAGAGCGAUGCAGAAGAGACACUUGCGUAUAGAUCCAAAAUGCCUUCACUUCACACCAAAGGACUGGAGCAAGAGGGGCAAGUGGUAGAGGCCCGGUCAGGCUCACUGAAACCCCUCCCCCUCCCCCUCCCAAACUCGCCAUAUAGCGGACUCGAAGCAAACAGUGGCUCAGAUCAAGGCUUUCGUUGAACAGCCUCAAAACCUUUUUCAAGCCAGGACUAUUUUUCAGAUAAGACAUAAUAAACUUAGAUUGUCAACUUUUAUUGUGAAUACUCCUUGUAUAUUGUGACUUUAAAAAGGAUAGACUGAUUAACCGUGACACCGCCAAAAUUGACAGCACACCUUCUACUGUGUAAAAGAUCCUGUUUAUGACCGAUGUGCGUUUAAAAGUCAGACACGUUUGUUUAAUAGUGUAAUGUAUGUGGCAAACUGACUGACCAACUAAUGGAAACAAUAUUGUUUUAUACAUCAUUUCAUCGGUUGACUCAUCCACAUUAUGUAAGAAAAAAAAAAGGAAACACACAAAGGGGAUUUAUCUUUUAAAUUCAACAAGGAAAGGAGAUGUUAAAUAAUGUGAUUUGUCUACAUGCUUUGUAUCUGCCGCACAAAGUGGUGUUAAAUUUGUUGUCCAAAUUAUUAAUGUACUACCCAAAAUGUAAAAUUCAAUGUGUGACACUUUAUUUCAAUCCCUUUGGUCUAAAUGUAAAAAGUACAAUACUUGGGUGUCUCUUUAAACACCAGGACAGCCGUGCAGAGUAUUGUCUCCACUUUCUACUUUGGGUACAUUUCUGUACAAACUGUCCAGGAAUGAAAAUGUCUCUCCAACACCUGUUCCUGCAAACGCAUGAUUCAAUUGUUAUGCAAUAGAAUACAAACUGCUAAACAAGUCACUCGUAUUAAAAGCGACUCAAUGAAAAUAGGACUGUGACAUUAAACAGCGGGACGAUAAAAGGAACACAAUUUAAGGACCACAAAAGUUCUAAUUCUCACAGUAACUUUGAAGUUUAUGGUGAUUCUCCUCCAGUGCCUAGUUCUGUUUUAACUAGCUGCGUGGCCAGAAACGUUCUAGUGGUAAUGUGGCUUACUUGUAGAAAGAAAAAUAUAUGUUUUUAAAUAAACAGCCAAAACAGCUUGGCUGCAGAAAACCCUUUUAAAGAGAUACCGUUGAUGUUGCUUGAGAGGAACGUGGACGAUUUGGGUUUGUUAUCUUUCACAGUCUGUUUUCAUAUCCCUGUUUGAAAUAGUAUUUAUGCUCUUUGUGAUCAUUCGGGAGAUUCUUCCUUUUUAUGAUAUAAUUCAGUCUCUGGAUCAUCGGUGUGCAGCGAGACAAAUCAAUUCCUUGUUAACAUGUAUGUUGCUCAUUACUGGACCUGAUUGUAAGAAAAAAAAAAAGUCAAAGACUGAAGCCAUGUUGAACUGUUGGAGGAAUGUAAAUUUUGUGUACAGUUGUCUUUUGUGUCUUUUUUUUAACUUAAUGUAAAGUAACUGGCCGCACAAUAUCAACAGGAAAUGGAACAUAAAAAUGGUAUCUUUCCUUCAGUUUGCGUUUUAUGUUUACAUGUCACAAAGGUUAUGGAAUUUACCCUGUUUAAAGGAUUUAGUAAAUCUUUAAGCGAAACACAGUGUACAGUAUGAUUUGAACGUUUAAUAUAAAAAGGUUCUUGAAUUGAGAUAAAGAAAAGAAUGAAAAACA
This is a messenger RNA of Gasterosteus aculeatus aculeatus (three-spined stickleback), 3518 nucleotides long. RefSeq names its product histone acetyltransferase KAT5. Gene Ontology annotation, molecular function: histone H4K16 acetyltransferase activity. The record is from RefSeq and is a predicted model, not a curated record. Gene Ontology annotation, cellular component: NuA4 histone acetyltransferase complex. Gene Ontology annotation, biological process: regulation of DNA-templated transcription; double-strand break repair via homologous recombination. Lineage: Eukaryota; Metazoa; Chordata; Actinopteri; Perciformes; Gasterosteidae.